GGACGUUCGUAUAUCAACAUACCCUAUCAUGCUGCAUUGCACAUGCAGAGCUCGUUAUACUAAACAGAGUCAUAUUACCCAUGCUUUGUGCAAUGCGGUUGCUGGUUUGCCAUGUUUGAGAGUCUGGUGAACGUCAAUGCGAUCUCUGUGAGUCGUCCCAUAUGCAACAUGCGGACGGCGUGUGGAACGCAACAGGUCUUUGCGAAUCGUACGCAGCGCCGAUGGGAAGCGUCAUCGUGGGUUCAGCAGCGCUUCAGCAACCCUCAUGUGCCUGGAGAAGCCUCACCUUUACUCCAGUGGCACCAGCUCCACGCAUAUCAUCUUCUACGCAGCGUGCGGUUCGCGUUAGGCUCGGGAACAGUGUCGAAGAGGAUGCUGCCAUCCGAUUGACAUGCCUGCAAUGCGUGGCUCCUAGAACUCGUCGACGCGAGCAGCCAGAUCUACAGAACAUGACCGCCAUGCCGCUGGAAUAAGGCGUAACUGUGCGGGAAUGCGGUUCGCGAGAUACAGCAGCUCUUCUAUCCUUUAGCACAGAAACCGCG
Molecule: messenger RNA, 542 nt
Organism: Laetiporus sulphureus 93-53
Lineage: Eukaryota; Fungi; Basidiomycota; Agaricomycetes; Polyporales; Laetiporaceae
Exons: 2
Coding region: 162-473 (103 amino acids)
Source: RefSeq, a predicted model, not a curated record